AUGGCUGGUGAUGAUUCCUGGGUUUUUGAUUCGUUGGUGUGUUUUCUGCAUGGACCCGUUUGGAAUGCCCCGCUGCAGACAUUUAUUGAAGAGAAAUCGCUGAUUUUCGAUCCCAAUUUACAACCGGACGAAGAGAAUCCCGAGGUCAAGCGUAUCCAUGAGGAUUAUAAAAACCUGGUCGACUAUAUGUUGGGCAGUUUUAUGGAAGAAAUGCAAAUAACACCAGAACAAUUUGAAAUGGCCUGUCUGGAGGGUAGACAACAGCAUAAGGAUAAUCCAUUUCAAUUUCAUCAGGGUUUAUUUCAGCAGAUAUGGGCUGCCAAUGACAUAAAGAUUUUCAUACGCAUGAUGACUCAGCGUAAUGUCGAAUUACAGCUGCAGGCAUUGGAUUUGAUAGAGAAAAAUCAAUUGGCCUUGUUUCAGCAGGGUGAAAGUUUCGAUAGUCCUAGCGAGAGUGGUCGUCAGUCACAGAAUGAAAAAUUCAACGAUGUUGAAAAUUUCAUUGCCAAAUCGGUGGGCAAAGAAAUGCAAACCCCCGAAGCAUCGGUGACACCCGAGCCAGAUGCCACCGAACAAGAUGUUAAUGAGAAAUUUGAGCGGUUAAAUUUAUUCUUUGAGAAAAAUCAGCAGGUAAAUCCCGAUGAAAUGAUAACACGUCAAGAGUACUUGCGUGAGCAACGUGAUAAAAUUAUCGAAUUGAAGAAGAAAACUCGGGCCAAGCAGCUACAAGAAACGGUUGCAAAAUCAUUGAAUACAUCAGUUCCUGGAACGUCUGCAGCUAAGAGUACCCGGCCAUCAUCGGCUCAGGUGGCCCAGAAGCUUUUGGAAAAUGUUUCCAAACCAAAUUCGGUUUUGGAAAAACCUGAAGAAGUGGAAACCGAUUCGGCAUUGCUUUUGAGAAAAACGUUGGCAAAACGUUUGAAGGCUGAAGUUGUGGAACAGAAUUAA
Musca vetustissima is the source of this 948-nucleotide messenger RNA. Its product is annotated as cilia- and flagella-associated protein 36. Bases 1 to 948 code for a protein of 315 amino acids. Lineage: Eukaryota; Metazoa; Arthropoda; Insecta; Diptera; Muscidae. The transcript is spliced from 5 exons. Gene Ontology annotation, cellular component: axoneme; ciliary base. The record is from RefSeq and is a predicted model, not a curated record.